This is a messenger RNA of Mus pahari (shrew mouse), 2221 nucleotides long. Its product is annotated as butyrophilin subfamily 3 member A1-like. NCBI's taxonomy places the organism in Eukaryota, Metazoa, Chordata, Mammalia, Rodentia, Muridae. The record is from RefSeq and is a predicted model, not a curated record. Gene Ontology annotation, cellular component: external side of plasma membrane. Gene Ontology annotation, molecular function: signaling receptor binding. Gene Ontology annotation, biological process: regulation of cytokine production; T cell receptor signaling pathway.
ACUCUGUUCCUGUUCCUGCCAUCUCCUCUGCUGCUGUCUCUGUUGUCCUCAUGGUGGACACUGUUCCUGCCCUGUCUCCACAGCUGCUGUCUCUCUUGUCCUCAUCAUCUCUGGAGAGGCUGUGACAACUUGAGUCAGGCUGUACUUCUUGUCUGCUGCUCUAGAAACCAUGAUCCGAGACAACGCAAGGCUGGCACUGAGGGGGGCAGAGAUUAAAGCUGUGAGAGCCCCUUGGAGAGUAAUAAGGUGUGAGAGGAGGAUUUGGGUUCUGCUGGGUCCCCUUGUCCCUGAGCUUCUCCUGAUGAAGUCACAGCCUUUCAAAGCUGGGGACAAAGAGAAGCAGUUCGUCUGGACAUGGAAAAUCACCGCAAGCCUUCUGCUCUUCCAUGUCUCCUGUCUGUUUGUCCUUACACAGCUGCCUAGCUGGGUGACCACACAGGAGUUCCGGGUCUUUGGUCCCUCAGACCCCAUUGUGGCUGCUCCAGGUGGGGAAGCCAUCCUUCCCUGCUCCGUGUUUCCAGCCAUGAAUAUGGAGAACAUGGAGGAGCUGAGGUGGUUCCGCAGCAGCUUCUCAGAAGCAGUACUUGUCUAUCGGGACCAAGAGGAGCAGAAAAGAGAGCAGAUGCCUGAUUAUUCCUGGCGGACCUCUCUGGUGAAGGACCAGUUCCAACAAGGCACAGCUGCUCUCAGGAUCCAAAAUGUCCAGGCAUCAGAUAGUGGGAUAUACAUCUGCCACUUCAAACAGGGACACUUCCAUGAAGAGGCCAUCUUGGAACUGAAGGUGGCAGCAAUGGGCUCUGUCCCUGAAGUGUACAUCAAAGGUCCAGAAGACAGUGGAGUGUGUGUUGUAUGCAUGACCUCAGGAUGGUACCCAAAGCCCCAGGUGCAUUGGAGAGACUCCAGAGGAGCGAAUCUCACAGCAUCCUCAGAGAUUCAUCAUGAAGAUGCUCAAGGACUGUUCAGUAUAGAGACCUCACUGGUGGUGAAAGAAAGCUCUGUGAGGAAUGUGACCUGCUCCACCUUCAACCCAAUCUUGGGUCAGGAGAAAGCCAUGUCCAUGUUCCUCCCAGAGCCCUUUUUUCCCCAGGCCUCUCUCUGGAAGCCAGCGUUUUUUGUGACCGUGACCAUGAUGGGACUCCUAAUCUUAGGGACAAGCUAUCUUCUCAGCAGGGGAUGUUCUGCAAGACUGACCAUGCAGGAGAUAAUGGGGAAUCUUCAGCAUGAGAAGGAUGAGUUACAGAAGACAAAAGAGGAUGCUCUGAGGACUACUAACACACUCUGGAAAGAGCUUGAUAUAAGAAAAGCAGCUUACAUGGCAGCUUGGAGGAAGGCCCAGCUGUAUGCAGAUUGGCGCAAGGAAUACUUCCAGGCCUGGUCUUUCACUCUGGAUCCAGCCUCUGCCCAGUCUACCCUUGCCAUCUCGCAGGACAGGCUGAGUGUGACCCGGAAGGAUUCUAGUAUGCACUUGUAUGACUUCUCCAGUGUGUUAGGCAUUAGAGGCAUCUCUUGUGGAAGACAUUACUGGGAGGUGAAGCUAAAACACAGAGAAGGCAGCGAAUGGAUUCUGGGGGUCUGUAGGGAAGUUGUGGACAGGAAAGACAUUUCUUUUGAGACUCCACAUAAGGGGUUUUGGACUGUGGGGCAGUCUAGUAGAGGAUAUUGGGCCUAUGUUGACUCUGGGAGGGAUUCAUUAUCCGUCAGGAAAGCUCUGAAGCAUGCGGGGGUGUUUGUGGACUACACUGAAGGUGACAUCUCCUUCUAUAACAUGAGUGACAUGUCCCACAUGUUCUCCUUCCAUGAGGCUUCCUUAUCUGGGACUCUUUUUCCAUACUUCAGGCUUAGGUCUGGAAAUGUUUCAAUGAUGAUCAACUCCAUGCCAUGUGCUUCUGAGGGGAGGGAGGGAGAACAGGAGGAGGAAGGGGAGGAACAAGGGGAGGGCAAAGAGGGGGAUGAAUCUUCAUUCCUCCAGCAGGCAGGAACUCUCUGUUCCCAUAGUGUGGACCACUGCCUAAGUCGUCAGUGUGGCUCCUUGUACGAGUGUAGAAGCCACAGGCCAAAGCCCCCAGGGCUCCUGGAAGGGCCUGGAGCCUUGACAACUGCUCUUCAGUCUGACUCUGAGGCUGUGGCUGUGACUGUGGUGGCAGCGAGGAAAUGCUUUGUGUCAGGUGGUAUAAAACAGGCUGCUUUGAGCUCUGAGAAGGCAUUUUCCUGUUGGUAUUAA